Aethina tumida (small hive beetle) is the source of this 2025-nucleotide messenger RNA. Its product is annotated as juvenile hormone esterase-like. The coding region runs from base 164 to 1912 and encodes 582 amino acids. Lineage: Eukaryota; Metazoa; Arthropoda; Insecta; Coleoptera; Nitidulidae. The record is from RefSeq and is a predicted model, not a curated record. The transcript is spliced from 8 exons.
UUUGCGGGAGAGCAAUCGUAAAUCGAUUUAUUUAUAAAAGGGACAUCGUCGGCUUAACCAGUACGAUUCGCGUCUUGAGUACGGAACGUUGGGGCUGUGUCAAAGAUCAUAAGCGUGCAAGCGAUUAGAACUACAUAAUUGCCAUUCUACCGGUGUCCAGAAGAUGCUCGCGGCACUCGUGUUGUUCCUCGCCGCCGUCACGGCCCACCAAGAGGAGCCGAUCGUCGAAACGGAGCUGGGCAACGUGCGCGGCUCCACCAGACUGAGCCGUAACGGUCGCAACUACUUCUCGUUCACCGGCAUACCCUACGCCAGGCCGCCGUUGGGCGAACUCAGAUUCAAAAGUCCCCAAAAGUUGGAGCCGUGGACGGGAAUAUUGGACGCUACGCAGGAUGCGUCGCACUGCAUCCAAAAGAACUAUCUGUUCGGGAAUCCGAGGGUGGAGGGUCAAGAGGACUGUUUGUAUUUGAACGUGUUUACGCCGCAGAUCAGGCCAAAAAGAAAUGUGGACAGGAGUGAACUUUUACCGGUUAUGGUUUUUAUACAUUGGGGUGGCUUCUUCGCCGGCUACAGCAGUACCGAUUAUUUGGGUCCUGAAUAUUUUAUGGACCAGAACGUCGUGUUGGUCACCUUUAACUACAGGCUAGGAGUUAUGGGUUUCCUGAGCACCAACGAUGAUGCUGCUCCGGGUAACUACGGAUUGAAGGAUCAGGUUGCUGUUUUAAAUUGGGUCAAGGCCAACGUCAAGCAUUUUGGUGGCAACUCCAACUCAGUAACUAUUUUUGGACAAAGUGCCGGUGGUGCCAGUGUUCAUUAUCACAUGCUAAGUCCCCUUUCCAAAAACUUGUUCCACCGGGCCAUAAGUCAAAGUGGCACUGCGUUUGCCCUUUGGGCUUCACCAGUAAAAAAGGAACAGCUUUUGAUCACCAAAUACCAAUCAAAACUGGUCGGUUGUAAUAUAAACGGUACCAACACGGAGAUGAUUACCUGUCUGAGGGAAGUAAAGGCCGAUGUUUUGGUCGAUAGCAACGACAUGUUUAAGUUGUUCUCAAUAGAUCCGUUGAAUGUUUACGUACCAUCCGUUGAAACCAUGACCAAGAAUAACCCAGAUCCAUUCAUCACCAAGACACCCAAAGAAUACGUGGAAAAUGGGGACUUUAGAAACGUGCCUUGGAUCAUCGGACUCGUACAAAACGAAGGGUUGAUCAGAGCUGAAGCUUUGAUCAGACAGUCACAAACCAGAACUGAACUAAGCAAACGUUUUGACGUACUGAUGCCUCUUCUCGCGGCUUUUAAAAUGAGUGUUUUUGACAAAGACAUACCGGAAAUUUGGCCAAAAGUUAGGCGGUACUACUUCCAAAAUGGUGCGGUAGAUUUCAACAAAACUGAGCACGUUCAAGGAUUAAUAGACCUUUACACCGACCGUGCCUUUGCUUACUCGUCGUACCAGGCAGCUUUGUAUCACAAGUACUUCAACCACAAGGACAUUUGGUUCUACAAUUUUGACUACAAAGGAACGUUUUCAUACGGUGAACCCUUCGCAGGUACAAACGAAACGUUUCCAUAUCAAUGGGGCGUUUCACACUGCGAUGAGCUCGUCUACUUAUUCAAAUCGCCAGCCCUUUUCAAUAAAAAUCUCUACGGGCACGACCUAAGGAUGAGCGAAAGCUUGGUGUGGUUCUGGACUAAUUUCGCCACCCUCGGCACGCCAAAGAGUGCCUGGCUAAAACUGGAUAAUUUUGAAAACAGUACCGACAAGAACUUGAGAUACAUGAACAUGGGGGGCUGCAAAAUUGCUGGACCGAAGUACAAAAUGAAAUUGGGUUUGCACAAGGACAGAAUGCAGUUCUGGGAGAAUAUUAAACUGUUUGAGAAUCUGAAGGUGCUCAACGAAAGUGUCUAUGACCUCUAAGAUGGUCCAAUGAUAGAGAACAAAUAUAUUUAUGCUGAGCUGUGAUAAAUUAUUUGUAUGGCAAUUUAUGGUUAGACUUUUAUUUAAUCUUGAAUAAAUUAACAUACAUGAUA